AGAGCUCCUCCAUCAGCUAAGUUCACAGAGUGAGAGCCCACAGCAACAUGCUGCCACCACCAUGCCAGGCUCCUCCCCGUCAUAGCAGAAGCAGCUUUACCAGUGAACUGGUUUCACUGGGCCGUCUCUGGAGGUUCAGUUCAUGGCAGGCUGACCAGUUUCCUCUCUUUUGGGUCUUCUCCUCGAUUCUGAACACAAACUGAUUCUCAGCGAACCUGGACUCUUAGACGGAGUCUUAUUUUGAAGGCUCGCCCAGCCGCUUCCUGUUUGGUCGGUAAUAUUCGGUUCUGGUUCGGCUGUCGGUGCUUUCAGGAUCAAAAUGACCAAACUGCAGCUGCUCAGCGCCUACCUGACGGAGCGGCUCACCGCCGUGGUGAAGGAGGUUCUGGACGUGGUGGAGGACACGGUGGCCCAGUACCGGGAGGAGACGGCCAGAACCCGGCGGGAGAACGAGAGCCUGCGGAGGCAGCUGCGGGACAUCCUGCUGCUGGAGGCCGAGACCGAGUGGCUGAGGUCGACCCAGGCCGGUUUGGGGUUCGUACCUGCAGAGCAGCAGCCUGGUGACCUGAAACCCAGAGCCCUCCUAGAGGAGCCAGACUCCACCCUGACCCAGUCCAGACCUCCUCCGGCUUCAGUCCAACUUCUGUCGGUUCCGAAAGAAGCGCCAUUGGCACCGACUCUGGUCCGGCCCGCAGAACUCUGGGAUCAGACACCGAAACUCGACCCGCUGCCGGAGGCGUUCCGGAGGACGACUCCUCUCCUGGCUCAUCUGCCCCUGAAUCCUCCCAGGAUCCAUGCUGACGGGCCGGCGCCGAGGGAGGAGCCACAGGCCCCGGCCCCGGCACGGGUCAAAGCCGAACCCGAAGAAGCAAGCAAAGAGCACAAAGCUGAGUCUGUGAACGCUCAUGUUGAGUCGGGCUUUGACUACACGUCUGAGGAAGAGCAGCUGCCGGCGGAUCAGCAGGACGCCUCCAGAACCGGGCCGUCCUCUCAGGAGACCCGGCCGCCUGAAGACGCUGCGGUCACGGCGCUCAUCCCUGAGCUCGUACACCGCUGCCCCCGCUGCGGCGAGGCGUUCAGUCACAGCGCGGGGCUCCGCCUCCAUCUGGAGCAGAAGAGGAAGACCUACGCCUGCGACUGGUGCUGCAAGUCCUUCGCCCAGUCGGCCGAUCUGCGGCGCCACCUGCGCACGCACACGGGCGAGCGGCCGCACCGCUGCACCUUCUGCUCCAAGAGCUUCAGCCAGAGAGGGAACCUGCGGCGACACCUGCGGAUCCACACCGGCGAGCGUCCGUACAGCUGCCCGUUCUGCUGCCGCACCUUCAGCGACGGAGACACCAUGAAGAAGCACAAACGGACACACUCCGGAGAGAAACCGUACCGCUGCGGACGCUGCGCCAAGACCUUCACCAGCGCCAGCGGCCUGCAGCUGCACCUCAGGAGGGACCUGUGCUACGGAGCCAGCGCCUGAACGGAUGGACUGAGGGGCGGCGGAGUCACUCAGAACCUCUAGGAGCAGAACCUUCUGGAUGGAGUCACUCAGAACCUCUAGGACCAGAAC
Poecilia latipinna (sailfin molly) is the source of this 1561-nucleotide messenger RNA. Its product is annotated as zinc finger protein 628-like. The transcript has 2 exons. The record is from RefSeq and is a predicted model, not a curated record. NCBI's taxonomy places the organism in Eukaryota, Metazoa, Chordata, Actinopteri, Cyprinodontiformes, Poeciliidae. Bases 320 to 1471 code for a protein of 383 amino acids. Gene Ontology annotation, biological process: regulation of gene expression. Gene Ontology annotation, cellular component: nucleus.